AUGGCUGGCAGGGUGCUUGUGGUUGGUGCAGGAGGACAGCUUGGACGCAAGAUCUGUGAUACUUUUGUCUCGCGAAAUUGGCUUACCUUUGGCGCGGAUGUGCACUUUCCUGCGCCAGCGGCAUCGCCCAUGGUGCAGAUUGAUGUCGGCAAGGUUCGGCAUGAGGAUCAGGGUAAGUUUCUGAUCUCUGCGCUUAGGAGUCACGAGAGGAUAGGUGCAACGGGCAAGAUCGAUGCUGUUGUGAAUGUUGCAGGAGGAUUUGCCAUGGGUACUGCAGCAGAGGAAGCGGUCUUAAGCGCCAGCAAAAACAUGGUGGAAUCCUCGCUUUACACAUCGAUCAUAGCCGCGCAUGUGGCUUGCCACACGCUGCGCACAGGAGGAUUGGUCGUUCUCCCAGGAGCAGCAGCUGCCUUCUCACCCACUCCCUGGAGCCUACCAUACGGUACUGCGAAAGUAGCUGUUCAUCAUUUGGUUCGGUCUCUAGAUGAAACCUCUGGCUUGCCAGCAAAGGCCAAAACAGUCGGCUUAGCUCCGCAGACUCUGGACACGCCCCAGAAUCGCGCAGCGAUGCCAGAUGCUGACCACGCCACCUGGGCAAGCUUGGAAGAGGUCGCCGAGCAAAUCGCAGCCUGGUGCUCUGAUCCAGAGGCUCUUCAAGGUGGCCAUGUCUAUCUGAUUCAAAAGGGGAAAGGCGCUGCAGCGAGCUUCGAGCCUCGGACCCCACUCUGA
Messenger RNA from Symbiodinium pilosum, 729 nucleotides. Lineage: Eukaryota; Dinophyceae; Suessiales; Symbiodiniaceae. The record is from the annotation of a GenBank genome assembly.